CUCCGCCGGCCUGAGUGAGUGUCCGAGCACUGAUCAAGGCGCGACCGACCAAACGCUUCAGGCUUAACGCUUCAACGCCCUCGCUCAAGCCCUGCUUGCCUAUCAAAUCAUCACAUGGAGCCCUCAUCUUCACGCCUAUCGUCGCCAUCAGCGUCACCGCCAGGAUCACCGCCAGCGGACACCUCCCCGGCCUACCUUGACGACCUUGGCGGCGAAGCAGCGACGCAAUUGCAGCUCUCCCUGUUGCAAAGCGGUCGAGGGUCAAGUCCUCGUUACCACAGCAGCAACGAUGACUGGCAACAGAUGAGCAGUAGCGCCAACAGCAGCAGCAGUAGCAGGUCAUCCAGCCGGCCGCCACUCUAUCCACUAAGGCGGCAUCAGCAGCAGGACAUGUACGCUUCUCGUUCCCCCUCCCCUCCAGGUCCGCCACAAGACCCUGACCCGCGAGACUGGUCGUAUCGCACCAACCUCAUCGACCCACUUACACCAGAUGACGCUUCGUCCUCUGACUCCGACGAUGGCUCUGAGGACUCUGACGACUACUCGACUACAACAUCGCAGUACAUCGCAGAGCAAGAAGCACAGCUGCGUGAGGCAUUGGAUCAGCUCGAGUUGGCGCUCAAGGUCAUCCUGUGCCCGCUGGUGGGGAAAUGGUUGGGCAGGCGGUGGGCUUAUUGGGGUGAGUACCCACCGCUGAAUGGUCAUAAAGAGAGGCUCAGCUCACCUUUCCCCCUUCGCCGACAGCCUUUAGAAGAUACAAUGCUCACGGCGGCCUAACUCUGCGCUUCUUUGGCCUCUCUUGGGUGCCAGAGACCAAGAUACCUAGCUGGCUUGCUGUGCUCGCUUUGCCAAUAACAGGGGGAGAGUCGU
Messenger RNA from Jaminaea rosea, 870 nucleotides. RefSeq lists its product as hypothetical. NCBI's taxonomy places the organism in Eukaryota, Fungi, Basidiomycota, Exobasidiomycetes, Microstromatales. Bases 115 to 777 code for a protein of 220 amino acids. The transcript has a single exon. The record is from RefSeq and is a predicted model, not a curated record. Gene Ontology annotation, biological process: protein insertion into mitochondrial outer membrane; mitochondrial outer membrane translocase complex assembly. Gene Ontology annotation, cellular component: mitochondrial outer membrane.